AUGGUAGCUACGCCAAUCGAUAGAUCUGAAGCAGACGAUUUCAUCACCGCUGAAAUCAUCGCCAUAGUCAUUGUCACUUGCUUCCACGCACCGCCCAAAAAUUUUGCACAUUCAACUACGUGCUGCUACGAUGAUCAAACCACCUUGACAGUCACUCCAUCAGACAGAUAUGUCAUUGAUCGUCCCAGAUCAGCCAAUUUCACCGCCAUUAGAGCCUCCACGCGCGAUCACACAUUCAAUCACCAAUAUUCCAAUCCUUCAUCCUACAAUUAUCCAGAACCAACGUCAUCAUUGGAAGACACUCUCAAAGCAUUCAUACAGACAAGUAACCAAAAUAUACAAGAGCUUCAGAAGGUCGCCAUGAGUAAUAGCCAAAAUCUACAAGAGCUUAAGCAGUUCACACAUCAAGCUAUUGCUAAGAUGGAAGGACAAAUUGGCCAAUUAGCAAAUCAAGUGGGGGAAAGAGAAAGAGGGAAGCUCCCGAGUCAACCAAUACCCAACCCAAAAGGACAAUUUGUUAUUGGGAGUACAUCCGACCCUUCUCAUGAACAGGAGCAUGUGCAAGCCAUCACAACUUUGAGGUCAGGAAGGCAAGUGGAUAAUCAAGUGGUCAUGCCUGAAGAAGUCACUGAGGCGGCAAGAGAUGAGGAAAACCAUGACAAGCCUGAAAAGAUCUUGGACCAGACAUUGUCAUUCCAACGGCUAGGAGAGUCCCCAGAAAUCAACAUUCCAUUCCUCGAUGCCAUUCAGCAAGUACCUUCGUAUGCCAAAUUUCUGAUGGAUUUGGUAACUAUCAAGAGAAGGACAAAUGUUCCCAAGAAAGCUUUCCUAACUGAGCAAGUCAGCUCUAUUUUGCAGUGCAAGAUUCCUAUCAAGUAUAAGGACCCUGGUUAUCCUACAAUUGCGUGCAUGAUAGGUGGUACCAAGGUUAAAAGAGCUCUCUUGGAUUUGGGGGCCAGUGUGAAUCUCUUGUCAUAUUCAGUAUAUGUCCAAUUGGGAUUAGGAGAGCUAAAACCCACUUCAAUGACACUUCAGCUGGCCGACAGAUCUGUAAAAGUCCCAAGGGGAAUCAUUGAAGAUGUUCUGAUCAAAGUUGAUAAGUUCUACUACCCUGUGGACUUCAUCGUCUUAGACACAGAAUUAGUUUUGAAUGUGGAGAUUCAGAUUCAAGUAAUACUAGGGUGUCCCUUUUUAGCUACGGCUAAUGCCCUAAUCAACUAUAGGACUGGAGUCAUGAAGUUAUCUUUUGGGAACAUGACAGUGGAGUUAAAUAUUUUUGAUAUCAGCAGGCAGCCAUUUGACUAUGAAGGGCCAGAAGUGCAUGCGCAAUAG
Alnus glutinosa is the source of this 1332-nucleotide messenger RNA. RefSeq lists its product as uncharacterized. Bases 1 to 1332 code for a protein of 443 amino acids. The transcript has 3 exons. Lineage: Eukaryota; Viridiplantae; Streptophyta; Magnoliopsida; Fagales; Betulaceae. The record is from RefSeq and is a predicted model, not a curated record.